This is a messenger RNA of Schistosoma turkestanicum, 580 nucleotides long. The record is from the annotation of a GenBank genome assembly. NCBI's taxonomy places the organism in Eukaryota, Metazoa, Platyhelminthes, Trematoda, Strigeidida, Schistosomatidae.
CAAUUAAUAUGAAUAACAAUUGGUUUCAACUAAUCUAUUGUAUGCUGAUUGGAUUUCUCAUACUAACCAAUCAUAUUCAUUGUAUGGAAGCAGAUAAUGAGGCUUCAGAGUUGAGUGCAGAGAAACGUUUUCUGUUAGCAUUACCAACACCGAAACGAUUAAGUCAACCACCUUAUUCAUUCAAUCGAUACAGACGUCCAAUGUAUCGUUACGGUUAUGCGCCAGAUUAUUUGAAUAAUUUUGGUGUUGAUGAUGAUGAUAAUUUAUUCAGCGAAGAGAAAAGAUUUCUACUUGGUCUACCGCCUAAAGUUGAAUAUAAACGUUUUCUGCUCGGUCUACCACCAUCGUCGCAUAGACAUUAUAAUAAACGAUUCAUUUUAGGUCUACCAUCACCUACCAGAUAUCAUACAUAAUGAUCAAUAUCAUUAUAAUACAUUCAGUUUGCAUAAACGCAACAAAUAAACUGUACGUUUCUAAAAUAUACAUAUUAGUAUACAUUUACAACAACAACAGCGUAAAUCCAGACAUUUAUGUAUUCAUUAUUUAACAAUUCUGCCUGAAUAAUAAAAUUUAUCAGAAA